Molecule: messenger RNA, 909 nt
Organism: Penicillium egyptiacum
Lineage: Eukaryota; Fungi; Ascomycota; Eurotiomycetes; Eurotiales; Aspergillaceae
Source: the annotation of a GenBank genome assembly
AUGAAGUCUACUAUCAUCCUCGCCUUGGCUAGUGUUGCCAUGGCGGCUCCCACUCCCACCAUCGAGAACCGCCAGCUACCCGGCUUCGGUUCUGGCAGUGGUACCGGCACUGGAUUGGAUGCCCUGAAGUCUCUCAUCCCAGGACUCUCCGGCAGCGGCUCCGGCACUCCGACCGGCAGUGGACUGGACGCCUGGAAGUCUCUCAUCCCAGGACUCUCGGGGUCCGGUAGCGGCUCCGACAGCUCGUCUGGCAGUGGAUUGGAUGGUCUAGGGUCUCUCAUCCCAGCACGCUCAAUCUCCAACACCGGCUCCGACAUCUCGUCAGGCAGUGGCCUCAGCAUCCCCGGUUUUGGCUCAGGCUCUUCGACCGAGAACGGUGCGACCCAGAAUGACGGCUGCAAGGAGUACACCUUCAUUUUUGCACGCGGAACUAGCGAGAUGGGUAACAUGGGCACCGUCGUUGGACCCCCGGUCGCCAAGCAGUUGAACUCCCUGACCGGCAACAAGGUCACUGUGCAGGGUGUGACAUACCCGGCGGAUGCAGCGGGCAACGCAGUUAUGGGCGCAGCCGGCGGCCCCGCCAUGGCCAAGUUGGUGAAGCAGGCCCUGAGCCAGUGUCCUAAGACUAAGGUCUUGCUGGGCGGAUACUCCCAGGGUGCGAUGGUCGUCCACAAUGCUGCCAACAGCCUUGACGCAAACCAGAUUACCGCCGCCGUUCUUUUCGGUGACCCACUCAAGGCCCAGGGCGUCGGCAAGGUUGCCAGUGACAAGGUUAAGGAGUUCUGUCACCUUGGUGACCCGGUCUGCUUGAACGGAGGAAAUGUCAUGGCCCAUGUUACUUAUGGAACUGAUGCCGAGGCCGCUGCGAAGUUUUUGCUUGAAGCUGCUGGCGCUUCCACUUCUUCAUAG